CUUUGACUAAAGAAGAGGGACGGAAGACCAAGGUGAUGCAACUUCCAAUAACCCAAUAUUGGCGGAAAAAAAACCCUCAUAUAUGUACAGUACGCUCAAGGCAAGAGAGGAGAGCUCACCUCCACGUGUCUCUGGGGUUGUUGCCGGGCCAUGGUCUCCAUUCCAUUAACAUAGAUAAGAGUGUUCGUCCCCUGCUCAGCAUAGAAAAGUUUCUGGAUUAGGGCAGAAUUAACACAAAGCAGCGACGCCACUCCAGCUGCACUCGCAAAAGAGGCACGAGGGGGACCGGGACACUCGAGCGAACGCCACCUCAGAAAACUUCAAACUCUGAUAGCGAGAGGCAGACGAGCCCAUCCCAGAGAGAGAGAGAGAGAGAGAGAAGGAGAGGCAGCAGAGGCAGAGACGGCAGCAGAGAGGCAGGGGAUCUUUGCCGACAAGGUCCUGAAGGAUGGAAGAGAAGCAGUUUGCCGGGAUCCUGAACGGAGCUGUUCCAGGCGAGCCAGUGACGAAGGAUGAAAACUCCCGGAGAGGGAACUGGGGCAACCAGAUUGAGUUUGUCCUCACCAGCGUGGGCUAUGCUGUGGGCCUGGGCAAUGUCUGGAGGUUUCCCUACCUCUGCUACAGAAAUGGAGGAGGUGCCUUCAUGUUACCAUACUUCAUAAUGCUGGUGUUCUGCGGCAUUCCCCUCUUCUUCCUCGAGUUGUCCUUCGGUCAGUUCGCCAGCCAGGGGUGUCUGGGAGUGUGGAAGAUCAGCCCUAUGUUCAAAGGUGUGGGCUAUGGCAUGAUGGUGGUGUCCACCUACAUUGGGAUCUAUUACAACGUUGUCAUUUGCAUUGCCUUCUACUACUUUUUCAUGUCCAUGACAAACUUGCUGCCCUGGACCUACUGCAACAACCCCUGGAACACACCGGACUGCAGCGGCGUGCUGGGCAGCAGCCACCAGCUCAACGCCAGCCUGGCUAAUGCUACCACAAGCCUGGUAGCAGGGGUGUCCGAGGUAGUCAACCGCACCAAGAGGACCAGCCCCAGUGAGGAGUACUGGAAACACUAUGUGUUGAACAUCUCUGAUGAUAUUGGGAACUUUGGAGAGGUCCGUCUCCCUAUCCUGGGCUGCCUGGCUGUGUCCUGGGUUGUCGUCUUCCUCUGUCUCAUCAGGGGAGUUAAAUCCUCUGGAAAGGUGGUGUACUUCACAGCCACAUUCCCUUAUGUCGUUUUGACCAUCCUGUUCGUUCGUGGCAUCACUCUGGACGGAGCCAUCAACGGGAUCAAGUACUACCUGACUCCACAGUGGCAGAAGGUCCUUGAUGCAAAGGUGUGGGGAGAUGCAGCAUCACAGAUCUUCUACUCCCUGGGCUGUGCCUGGGGGGGUCUCAUUACCAUGGCUUCCUAUAACAAGUUCCACAACAACUGUUUCAGAGACAGCAUCAUCAUCAGUAUAACCAACUGUGCGACCAGCGUGUAUGCAGGCUUUGUCAUUUUCUCCAUCCUGGGCUUCAUGGCACACAACCUUAACGUCCCCGUGUCGGAGGUGGCUGACCACGGCCCGGGCCUGGCCUUUGUGGCCUACCCGGAAGCCCUCACUCUGCUCCCCAUCUCACCACUCUGGUCAUUGCUCUUCUUCUUCAUGCUCAUCCUUCUGGGACUGGGGACUCAGUUCUGUCUGCUGGAGACCCUGGUGACAGCCAUUGUCGAUGAGAUCGGUACAGACUGGAUCAUGAGGAACAAAACCGUAGUCACACUGUCAGUGGCUGUAGUUGGAUUCUUACUGGGAGUGCCACUAACGACACAGGCAGGAAUCUAUUGGUUGCUACUGAUGGACAACUAUGCUGCUAGUUUCUCUUUGGUCAUCAUCUCCUGCAUCAUGUGCAUCUGCGUCAUGUAUGUUUAUGGUCACAGGAACUACUUUAAAGAUGUUGAGAUGAUGCUGGGCUUCCCUCCUCCUCUCUUCUUCAAAGUCUGCUGGAGAUUCAUCUCCCCUCUCAUUAUCUCUUUCAUCCUGAUCUUCACAGUGAUCCAGUAUAAGCCCAUCACCUACAAUGACUACGUGUAUCCAGGCUGGUCUCUGGCUAUUGGCUUCUCCAUGGCGCUGUCCUCAGUGGUCUGCAUACCUAUCUAUGCCCUCUACAAGAUCUCAAGGUCCCCAGGCGCCACCUUCAGAGAGCGGUUGAAGAACGCUUGCCGAUCACAUCCAAAGUGGGGCCCUGCCCUGAAGGAGCACCGGACAGGCCGCUACGCCCCCAUGGCCUCCGAAGACACUGUGGAGGCUCGUCCCCUCAAAGAGAAGGAGGAGCUGAAGGAGGAGCUGAAGGAGGAGGAGAAGGAGAGGAAGGAUGAGAUCAGCCUCACCGUCCAGGGAAGCAACGGCUCCACCAACACACACAACAACCCCAAUCCCAGCGCAUAGACAGCAUCCUGCUCUAUCAGUGCUACCUGGCACGGCCCCCCGUGCCCGACCAUCUCCUCCUUCUCUUCCUCCCUUCUACUCCCUUUUCCUCCAUCCUCACCCCACUUUCUCACAGUCCUCUGUGGGGGAGAUCCCAUUCACUGGAGACCUUUACAUAUUGUAAGGGCUUAUUAUAUCUAUCCUAACUUCUUCUAUCUGUCUGUGUGUUGUCUCUAGAUAAACGAAGGGGAAAAAAAACGAAAGGAAGACAAAAUUGGGUCAUCAUCCAAAAGAUUUGUGCGUAUGUUAGUGUGUGUGGGUGGGUUGUUAAUUUGUUACACAUAAUUUAAUAAUGCAGUUUGUUUAUCCUUUCCUUUUUUGUAAAACUUGUAUAUGCCAUCUUCAUAUGCAGUUAGAGGUACAGUAGAUUGUGAAGCUGCAUGUGUUUGUUUUGUGCAUGCAGCAACAUAGAGACACACACUGUUCUCCUUUAUUCUGUUAGCUGAGUCUGUUUGGGAUUGGUGACUUUCUAGAAGCAGUGAUUUGACAGCUGGAGACUUGUUGUGAUAUGAUACACAGUGGUGCUGUAACAAAUAGGAGCAGGGUGAACUGGGCCUGUACUGGCCAUUUACAGUUUAAUGAUGCUGAAAGAUGGAAAUAGGCUCAAUUCUAUGACCAGAAAAAGAGACUCAUUCACACUCAUACACUCACACUAUUGUACAUUUUACAGCACACAGUGACCUCAACCAUAGUUGAUCUCAGCUUAAGACUAAGCCUGUUGUUUUUUAUGCUGCUUUUUCUUUAAAAAAGUUCUACAGAGCACAAAUAUUUAACAAACACCCAAGAUGGCGACUGACACUUAGGGCUGAUCUUCUGUGGAAAUUUCCUCCAUUUGUAACUUGUUCCACUAAAGCUGCUUAAACUCAGCAGAGAAAUAUCACUGAAUUUUAACUGUACUGUACUCUCUGCCUCCGCAUUCACACUGACACACACACACACACACACACAAAGCGUUUGUUUCCAAUUUUUUGACAGAAGAGAUCCCAGUGCCCAUUUCUCAGGGUCCAAGCGAAGUUAAACUUUUUAGUUUAUUGUUGUUCCUUGUCUGUGGACACCUUAUCUUGACUAAGGUGGCCUGUUAAGAUUAUGGGGAUGGAGACCACCUAACGUUCACCGCUGUCGGAAAACACCUACACAUACACACAAAACAGGUGGAUGCAACUCUGUAUAUAGAAGUACCAUCUCUUCUUAAGUCUUCCAGGCAUUCUUUUUGAGUGAAAUGCAUCAUGGGAUGUGGUCUAUGAAUGAGGAUCCGGGCUAGAGGAGGUAGCUAGUGAAAGGAUCAUAGGUGUGUUGUACUCGGUGUCUCCUGUGGGUCGUAGCAAUCUGCCCCAUUAAGGCAUGUUACCAAAAACAUUACCUGAGUUACCUGAGUCGUGCACAUGUUUUUGGUAACAUAUAUAUUGUAUAUCUCAGAGAGACUGGUAUGGUGUCAGUCUCUUACAGUCAGUGGAACCUUUAAUGUAUUUACAGGCAUUUAUUUUAAAGCUCUGAGCCAAGCUGUGCUGUGACUGAUGGUGAGACAGAAAGCAGAGAGAUGCAGCUUGUUUCCAGAAGAAUACAGAAUAAAAACCAACUUAAAUGAAUUAUGUAGUUUUUAAUGUAGCUGUAUAGUAUUGUUCUCUCAGUAGAAUUCUCCUUUUUACCUCUCAUUAUUGUAAAGUAACUUAGUAAAUAAUUAUAAAGACAGCAUAUGUUUAUUUUGUACAAAAAAAUAAAAAAACUACAGAAUCAUAAUUAACCAUGUUUACCAUUCCUCAUCUGUGACUUGAUUUGUUGUUGUUUUGUUGGAGGGUGUGCUAGGACAGAGAGGGGUCUUUUUAGCAUGCUGGGUUGGGUUUCAAAAAAGUGUCUGAUUGGAAAGCAUCAAGGACAACUUUGUAGUGGCGUGGUGGCGGUCUAAAUACAGAACAAAUAUAUGAAAAGAGUUAUGUUUUUUGUCAUCUAGACAGAUCUGUGAAGAUCACAUGUUCCUUUGUCUUUUCAAGAUGCUUUGUUGGACGCCUGCUCAGGUGGUAGUGAGAUGCUUUUAGCUUCACAGGCAGGGAGGAGUUUUGGGAUUGCAUCAGGUCUGGCUGUAAUGUUUCUUCACAUUGUAGUUUCACUUUUUCUUUGUUUGUGAGCUGUCAAAUCAUUAAUAAAAUCAAAGACUUUUGGAGAACAGGAGGGCUAUGAAACCAGUAUUAGCAUGGAACAUAUUCACAUAAUAUACAAAACUGUAUAUUGUAUACCAUAUAUUGUAUAUAUACUUCAAGGAAUAGUUUACAAUUAUGGGACAUACUCUUAUUCACUUUCUUGCUGAGACUUAACUGAGAAGUUUGAUACCACUCUCAUGUCUGUAUAGAAACAGACAGUACCUGGUUAGCGUAGCUUAGCAUAAAGACUGGAGAUGAGGGUAAACAGCUAGCCUGACUCUCUCCAAUGGUUACAAAAUCUGCCUACCAGCACCUCUAAAACUCCCUAAUUAACAUGGUGUAUCUCGUUUGUUUUAUAUGCGCAAACACCUGCUGGUUGCCUGACAGCUGGUCCUGGCCAAGAGAUGGUCCGGCCCAUAACCUCCUGUAAAUCGGCAAAUUGUCAUUUUGACACUUGGAUUUUUGUAUGGAUUAAACAAACGAGUUAUGAUGUGUUAAUUACUGAACUUUAGAGGUGCUGGUAGGUGGAUUUCUUUACCUUUGGACAGAGACAGGCUAGCUGUUUCCCCCUGUUUCUAGUCUUUGUGCUAAGCUAAGCUAACCAGCUGCUGGCUCCAGCUUCAUUUUUAGCGUACAGACAUGAGAGUGGUAUCAGUCUUCUCAUCUAACUCUCAGCAAUAAAGCAAAUAAGCAUAGUUCCCAAAAUGGCAAACGAUUCUUUUAAGAAUGUAUCCAUGCUUAUCAGGCUUUUCAACAAUUUUCAGAGAUAUUGAAGCACAACUUCAGACUAAAUCUGCACAUUCUUUCUUUUCUUUCACCACUAUUCCCCACAAGCAUGUCUUUAACGGAGGAUAGUGCAGUUGCUCCAUUAAUCCACAAGAUGGGGCGAUGCUGACACUCAGGGUAGUAAAGGCACAACAGAGGUGUAACUGUAAUCGAAAUACAAAAAUCCCAACAGACACAAGACGUCUUCUCGCUAAAAAUGUUCACUGUCAAGACAGGAACAAUGAGAGAGGUCAAUGUUAAGCACAGAAGCUCAAAUAUAGUGAAAAUAAUCACGAUAAGCACAGUGAGCAUUCUGAAACAAGCACACAUUUCUACCCAGGUUUUUUACAGUGAGGUUCUCAGAUAUAUAGAAACAUUAUAUAGAAACGUAUACCGGCUAUUCACAUAGGUGGAGAACUGUAGCUUAAGUUAGUGGUCUGUUUUGACCUUCUGGUUUUGGUUUAUUCCUAAACUAUUCACACCACACAUGACGUAUUUUGUAUUAGCGUUUAUUUUUAAUUAAAUCACUGCAAAACCAGGUGCUCUAUGAAACAAUACAUUAUCACCAUCUACUAAUCUAAAUAUAUUGCGUUGCUUCCUUUGAGUAGAAAUUCCAAUCUGAGGAAUGUUACAGUGUCUAAAUGAGGUUUUAGUUGCUGAAAAAAGGUGAAUAUGAACUUAUUAUACUGAGUGUAUAUUGGGACAGCUUGUAGCUCAGACCGUUUCCUGUUUGUGAUUGCCUGUCUCGUGCGUUCAUGCUGUCGUAAGUGAAGCUUAGCCACCAUGUUACCAUGCUAUCUCUCUAUAUAUCCCAACCCUCACCAUCUCUGCUGGCCCUACAACUCUUCCUCCCUUUGUACAGUAAUGUAAAAAAUAUAUAAUCAGACUGUGUUUAUGUGUGUGUUUAUCUUUGCUUUUAUUUUGGGGGUGGGUAAGUGUGUUUUUGCGGGUCGAGGGAGGGCGGGUAUGUUUCAUUUUGUUUUUGAUUUGUCAUUUUACUUGUAGUGUAAUGUAGACGAUGUCAAGUGUAUUGUGUACUCUGUGUGUAGUGGAUUAGCUCAUUAACUGCUGAGCCUGCAUGUAGAGCAGGCGUAGUGUCAGUAUUGAUGUCAGUGUACCUCUAAUCUAUCAGAACUAGCCAAGUCCUAUUCUGCUAAUAAUAUACAGUCUAUCUUUUAAGAAAAAAAAAUACUUUUUUUACUAAAUGAAGAGAAAGAAAAUUACACAUUUUAUCUUCAGAUUUUAAUCAUUGUUUGACACUACUUUUUUGUUGUUGUUUUUGAAGUUGUAUUCAUAGAAACAUUAAGAUAAAGCCAGCUAAUAUUAAAAGCAUUUCCAAACAAAAUAGCUUUGGGUCGAAACUUGAACUACAAAAGAAUGGUUCGCUUUUACGGUGAGCUCUGGUGUAGAUGGCGGCUGCAGCGACAUGAUGAUGCUUUUUGAAAAACAGUAUUACACAAACUUAAAGCUAGAUUUUACACAGUGCAGUGCCAACGGUCGUAAAUCGCUGUUUACCUUUAAUAUUCUGUGGCCCUUAAUCCAAACAGUUUGGCUUUUUCUGUCUAGUUGUUACAAAAUGUUUUAAAAAAUGAGCAAAAUCAAAACACCAAAAUUACUCUGCAACCAACAUAGAAUUAGCAUCAGGACCCAUUAACGCACAUUUUCAUUCUUGUGCAGCUCUGAUGCAUAAUAUUGGAUCUUAAUACUGUUUUAUGUUGUAAGUAAACCUUCAAUUAUCUGGCUACUAAAAGAGUAAGACCCAUUUGGUCCUCCAGGAAAGCGAAAAAAAAAGCCACACAAUUUAGAAUAGUUAAUAUUUAACCCAUGUCUUCAAAUACUAAUACACAAUUGCCCACUAUCAUCUUACACUGAGGUGGCUGUGUAGAAAGUCACUGAUGUGGAAGAAAGUGAAUUACGUGAAGGCUCGGACCAUUUUUAUACACAAAUUCGCAGCACAACUGUACUAAAAAACAAAACUGUGAUUUUACCUUGUUUCUGUGGUUCUCUGUAAAUUGCAGAACAUUACCUCUUGAAUUUCUUACUACUGCUCAUAUAAGCAUAAUCUCAUGUUUCAGCACUUUAAAUAAAUCAUUUGUUUUUUUUUUUAUAAGCAACAGGCAAAACUAUAUAAUUAGAACAAUAAUUCACGCUUCCAUUUCGAAGAAAAAAAAAGAGAAAACAAGUACAGUAAAUAAUGUGUUUUCAGUCGUCUGGCUGAAAGAAACUGCCCAAGUGUGGGCGGACAAAUGCUGUGUUGUUGCUACGCCAAUGUAAAUUGUUGUCAUGGGAGGAGUGGAGAGGCAAAGCACAAGUGAGAAACGAGAACACAGGUCUUCUGGUAUUCUCUAUCAUAUCUAUCUGUCUAUCUAGCUAACCAUGUCUGUUCUUCUUGUUCUUCAACCUUUAGGGCCAAAAUCCAUUGAAAUGUCUUAGUCCUGUCAGCUGUAUAUCGUAAACUGUUGAAUUACAAAAUGGUAAAUAAAAUCUAUUUUAAAGAUCA
Siniperca chuatsi (mandarin fish) is the source of this 7843-nucleotide messenger RNA. RefSeq names its product solute carrier family 6 member 9 (gene slc6a9). The record is from RefSeq and is a predicted model, not a curated record. Gene Ontology annotation, cellular component: plasma membrane. Bases 449 to 2404 code for a protein of 651 amino acids. Gene Ontology annotation, biological process: synaptic transmission, glycinergic; glycine import across plasma membrane; neurotransmitter transport. The transcript has 15 exons. Gene Ontology annotation, molecular function: glycine:sodium symporter activity. Lineage: Eukaryota; Metazoa; Chordata; Actinopteri; Centrarchiformes; Sinipercidae.